Molecule: messenger RNA, 1818 nt
Organism: Penicillium verhagenii
Lineage: Eukaryota; Fungi; Ascomycota; Eurotiomycetes; Eurotiales; Aspergillaceae
Product: coronin
Exons: 9
Coding region: 1-1818 (605 amino acids)
Biological process (GO): actin filament organization
Molecular function (GO): actin filament binding
Source: RefSeq, a predicted model, not a curated record
AUGUCCGGGCGGUUUGUGCGUUCAUCCAAGUAUCGCCACGUCUUCGGGCGUUCGACACGAAAGGAACAAUGCUACGAUAAUCUUCGCAUCUCGCGAAAUGCGUGGGAUACCAACUUAAUCAAGGUCAACCCAAAGCACCUGGCAGUCAAUUGGGAAGCCGGUGGUGGUGGAGCUUUUGCUGUCAUUCCCCUUGAGGAACGGGGCAAGCUACCGGAGCGCAUUCCUCUAUUCCGGGGACACACUGCUGUUGUUCUUGACACCGACUGGAAUCCCUUCAACGAUGACUUGAUUGCCUCGGGUUCCGAUGACGGAAAGAUCUUCCUCUGGCGGGUUCCAGACGACUUCACCGUUCGCCCCGACCUCGAUGCGGAUGAUAUCCAGGAUAUUGCGCCUGUUGGAAAGCUAAGCGGCCACUCAAAGAAAGUCGGCCACGUGCUCUUCAACCCCGCGGCGGAAAACGUGCUGGCAACAGCCUCGGGCGAUUAUACUGUGAAGAUUUGGGAUAUUGAGGCGGGCGCACCGAAGUUGACCUUGAACAUUGGUGACAUUGUUCAGUCACAGUCGUGGAGUGCCAAUGGCUCCCUGCUGGUUACAACUUCGCGCGACAAGAAGCUCCGCAUUUGGGAUGUUCGCCAGGAGCGUCCGGCCCACGAGACUGCAGGACACUCUGGAGCGAAGAACAGUCGCUCUGUUUGGCUCGGUGAGCGCGACCGGAUCGUGACCACUGGUUUCUCCAAGAUGAGUGAUCGUCAGCUGGCUCUCUGGGAUAUUCGUGCGGCCCGGGAGCCUAUCAAUGGAUUCAAGACUCUGGAUUCCAUCUCCGGUGUGUGCAUGCCAUUCUGGGAUGACGGUAACAGUAUUUUGUACCUGGCUGGACGAGGUGAUGGAAACAUUCGCUACUUCGAGGUUGAAAACGAUAAGUUCGAGUUUCUCUCGGAGUACAAGUCUGCCGAUCCUCAGCGUGGUGUUGCUUUCAUGCCCAAGCGCGGUGUUAACAUGCACGACAAUGAAAUCGCCCGCGCCUUCAAGACCGUCAACGACGGCUACAUCGAGCCCGUCUCCUUCGUCGUCCCCCGUCGGUCCGAGAACUUCCAGGAAGAUAUCUACCCGCCCACAAUCGGCGUCACUCCUGCCAUGGGAGCGUCUGAAUGGUUUGAUGGAAAGGAGGCGAUCCCUCCCAAGAUCUCUAUGGAAAGUUUGUUCGACGGAAAUGGUCUUGAGGAGGUUGAGGGUGUGCAGGAUAAGCCGACCGGUACUAUGGAUGCUCCGGCUCCUAAGCCCGCUGAGCCUGAAGUUAAGAAGCCUGAGCCUGUUGCGCCAAAGGCUGCUCCUGAGCCUACUCCGGAACCCACACGUGUGGCCCGUCCCGCCCCAUCCAUGAAGGAGCAGGGUGGAGCCAUGUCGGCUAUGGUUAACAAGUUUGCCGAUGAUGAGGAGGCCACUCCUGUCGACGAUGAUGACUCUAGCUUUGACGAAAUCCCCAAGCCCGUCGAGCGUGCUACGCGCUCUCCCGUUGUUGAGCCAUCAUCUCCAAGAGUUAGCAGCCCCCUGCGACCCAAGGAGGUGGAUGUCAAGCCACAGCCUGCUGCUGUCGCGGCUACCCCCGUGGCUGCCCCCGUCGUCGCUGCCGCCACCACUCCUACCCCAGUCGCCGCAUCUCCUGCUAGCGAGGCGAGUGUGCCUACCGCCACUGUCUCCAAGGAAAUCGAAGAGAUUAAAAAUUUGAUUGCUGAGCAGACCAAGACUAUUGCCACGCAGGCGCAACAGAUGCAGACUUUGACAGCUGAAAUUGAAGCCCUGAAGAGCAAGCUGAACUAG